ACAAUCGCACCGGCCGGGGCUUCUCUCUGGUCUGGGAGUUUGGAAGACUCCAGCCGAGUCACGUGAUUCCCUCAAGACUCGGCGUCUUUAAAAGGAAGGCCUACUUGGUGGGCGGGGCGAGGUGGAGUGGAGUUUGCGCGUUGUGGAGAGGUGCGAGUGAGAGAGCGGCCAGCGGAAGGGCGCAGAGGUAGGGGGCGGGAGGCGCGGCUGGAGACGGAAACCGACUGUGGGUUAUCUAAGGAAUAAUUUAGCCUAGAUGUGUUUCUGCACUUCCUGGAAGAAUGACAGAUGACAAAGAUGUACUAAGAGAUGUGUGGUUUGGAAGAAUACCAACCUGUUUUAUGUUGAAUCAAGAUGAGAGUACCGAAAGAGAAGCGGAACCAUACUAUCUGCUUUUACCUAGGAUAAGCUACCUGACACUUGUAACUGACAAAGUGAAAAAACAUUUUCAAAAGGUUAUGAGACGAGAGGACAUCGGAGAAAUAUGGUUUGAAAAUGAAGGUACCCCUUUGAAAUGGCAUUAUCCCAUUGGUUUACUAUUUGAUCUUCAUGCUUCAAAUGCAACCCUUCCCUGGAAUAUCACAGUACAUUUUAAGAACUUUCCAGAAAAAGAUCUUCUGCAUUGCUCCUCUAAGGAAGUAAUUGAAGCUCAUUUCAUGGCUUGUAUAAAAGAAGCAGAUGCCUUAAAGCAUAAGAGUCAAGUAAUCAAUGAAAUGCAAAAAAAGGAUCAUAAACAACUUUGGAUGGGGUUGCAGAAUGACAAAUUUGAACAGUUUUGGGCUAUAAACCGGAAACUCAUGGAGUAUCCCGCAGAAGAUAAUGGAUUUCGCUACAUCCCAUUUAGAAUAUACCAGAUAACACCAGAACGACCUUUUAUACAGAAGCUAUUCCGUCCUAUUGCUGUAGAUGGACAGCUACAUACACUGGGUGAUCUCCUAAGAGAAGUUUGUCCUGCUGCAAUUAAUUCUGAAGAUGGUGAAAAGAAGACUCAAGUGAUGAUUCAUGGAAUAGAACCAAUGUUGGAGACACCAAUACAAUGGCUAAGUGAACAUAUGAGUUAUCCAGAUAACUUUCUACACAUCAGUGUUAUUCCAUUAUCUGCAGAUUGAAGUGACAUCAUGUUUGUCUGAGGAUCAGCCAUUGUUGGGGACAGCAAAAUGUACAACUAAAUUCAAUCAAGCUUGGUGAGAUUGACCUGACCAAAAAUCUUUGCUCCUGCCAACUGAACAGACGAAAGAUCCUUCAUGUGAUAAUAGCAGUUGAGCUGGCCAAGUUUUGCAUUAGCCCUUUUUUCCAAUGUCAUCAUUAACUUUGAAUGUGGAGCAUGAAGGCUACUGCAAAUCUUCUAUUUUUCUAAUGGUAAAUAUGAAGUGGAGAGCAUGAGGAAUAAGUGGAAAUAUGCACCACUUUGUUUCUUAUUAAUCAAUAAAAGAGGUUGUUUUCCAAAGUUGUAAUGACUUACCUUUAAAAUAAAAUCUGAUUUAUUCUAGAAAAUUAGAUAAGUAUCCUGUAAAAAUUAAUGUGUAGUAUCCCUUUAGAAAAAGAUGGCAUGCUAACGUCCUUUCCCUGGGGUUUCAUACACAAAGUUUCUUUCCAAUUUUAUACUUGGCAACUGAAUUUUUAAACAGCCACAUGUUUUGUAUUGCACAAAUUACAUUAGUGAUCCUAAACACAUUACUAGCAUCAUAAUCUUACAGGCAUUAUUAUGCCUUAGUUCAAAAUAAUACUGUAACAUUUCUUGCAUAAUUUACAUAUAGUGUGACAUUGAAUAUGCUCAGAUAAAUGUCUUGAAUGCAUGCUGCAAGAUGGUUGAAUAACUGGGUUCUCUUAUCAGCAGAAUAGCACCACAGGUGGAAGGUUUUUUCUUUUCACCCAGCAGUUUCCUAUAUGAUCUACUAUCUGCUCUGGCAAGUCAAAGAACAAGGUUUAGUGAAAGUAGGAUGAAUAUAAGAAGGGAGGGAGCCCUGUUAUAUGGCCAGGUGUCCACUCAUACGACACUGAAUAGAGUCCCAAACUAUUGGCCAAUGUAAUUUUUUUAAAAAAAAUCAGAAAUAUAUUGGUGUCAGUGAAGGAGGGGGUCAUAUGCAGCAAAAAAGUUUUAACAUUUCUUUGUAAGAAGAAUUUUGGAAGUUUCAAGGGUUGGAUUAUUUUUUGGCUCCCAAAGAAGUAAUGGAUAGAUGAUACUGAACACAUCUCAAAUAUGCUGAAGCCCUAGUAAGAGUCAAAUGGAGGAGUCCUGUUUCCAACAAUACUUUCUGACAGCAUAGUACAACUUUAGCACAUUAGUUCUAAGCAUCUAAAACAAGGUGGAUAGAUCAGUAUUAUCAUAGAUACAUUUAAAAAAGCCUUACAAGAUCAAAGUUGUUUCAUAAUUUUUAAUACCAGAAAAGUCCAUUUUUAAAUUAUGUCUUGUGCUUCUGGCCCUAGUAGAGUUUGGGAUUUAUUUUUUAUAAUCCAUAAUUUAAAAUUAUAUUUGGAAAUAUUAGAGAUUUCUUCACAUUUGUUCCAGAACUUUUCAAAAGAAGAUGAAAGUCUUACUACUAGAGACAUACUUUGAUUAUAAUGAAGACUUGCCAACAGUAGGAAUUGCCUCCUUUAUUCCAGUAGUAAAUAAGAGAAGUAAUGUUUGGGAAUAUGAAUGUAUACUGAUUUUUUACCUAACUGCCUUGUAUCAUCUUCUAAAUAAGAUUUUUUUUCAUGACUACUAGAUAUUAUAAAAUAUAGAAAAUUUUCUUGAAAUAAAGUUUGCCAUUCUCAGA
Thamnophis elegans (Western terrestrial garter snake) is the source of this 2759-nucleotide messenger RNA. RefSeq names its product autophagy related 5 (gene ATG5). The record is from RefSeq and is a predicted model, not a curated record. Bases 282 to 1109 code for a protein of 275 amino acids. The transcript has 8 exons. NCBI's taxonomy places the organism in Eukaryota, Metazoa, Chordata, Lepidosauria, Squamata, Natricidae. Gene Ontology annotation, cellular component: cytoplasm; Atg12-Atg5-Atg16 complex; phagophore assembly site membrane. Gene Ontology annotation, biological process: cellular response to nitrogen starvation; C-terminal protein lipidation; autophagosome assembly.